UAAGUUAAUUACUAAAGUAAGUGAUUGUUGAUCGUGGUUAGACUUCUGCUUGUAAAUAAUUAUUUAACAAAUUUAUUAUUGUUUAAUGUUUCUUGUUUAAUAACCCUAAUGGAUGUGCUUAAUAUAGGUCGUAUCUACAAAGGCUCAACAUCUUAACUUAAUGUCUUGAUCACAGAUAAAAGUAGGAAAUACUUCUGAGUACUUAUGCAUUUUUGUGUUAAAAUCUUGAUGUGCUUGACUAAAUCAUUUUUUUCCUAUCAGCUGCUGUCGCUGUUGGUAUAAGUGUAUAACUAUUAAAACACAUAUAUCAAUAUCAAAAUGACAUGUUGGUAAACUAUUAGGCUCUUGUUAAUUGAAAUAAGAUCCUUAUGCCAUAUAAAAACAAAAGAGAUGUACCCAAUUUACUUUUUUUUAACUUGGUAUCCUUAGAAUAGUUGAUUAAACGUAUAUGUUGCGUCUUUAAAUAUUGUUUACACAAUACUAUUGUUUAUAUUGUACAGUUGGCACAGUAUUAUAUAUAAUAUCUAAUCAAUGAAAAUAUUUUGAAAAUAAAAAUGAGUUCCCCGUAUCAAGGGGCAUUGACAUGUGUUACAUGUCAAAUUGUGUUUGAAACUGGUGAUACACAUCGCGUACACUAUAAAACAGACUGGCAUCGUUAUAACCUGAAAAGAAAAAUCAUAAAUCUUCUACCUGUUGAUCGGCCAACAUUAGAAUCCCGAAUACUGAGUCAACAGAUCAAGGAGAAUGAAGAAAAUGCUAAGAGUUCGAUUUAUUGCACCAUUUGCAGGAAAUCCUAUAAUUCUCAAAAGUCUUUUGACAGCCACUUAUCUUCUAAGCAGCAUAAAACUUUAUCGUUGCAAUCAGACAAUGAACAUAAAGAUAUUGGUGUACCAGCUGCCAAGAAAAUAGUUAAACCAGCUGAGAAUAAACCUGUUGAAGAAAGCGAUGAUGAGUAUGAAGAUGUAGAUGAAGAUGAAGAUGAAGAAUGGGGUGAAGUUGUCAGCGAAAAUAACCCUAUAGUCAACAAUAUAUGUUUAUUCUGCCCCCAGAGUAGUGAAAACUUAUUGCAAAAUAUUAAACACAUGUCUGAUAUGCAUUCAUUUUUCAUACCUGAUAUUGAGUAUCUGGUCGAUAUGAAAGGAUUAUUGGUAUAUUUAGGAGAAAAGGUAUGUCAAGGAUUUAUGUGUUUAUGGUGUAAUGAUUCUGGAAAAAAUUUCCAUUCGAUAGAGUCUGCACAAGCUCACAUGAUUGAUAAAGGUCAUACUAAAAUGAUUCAUGAAGGUGAGGCAUUACUUGAAUACUCCGACUUUUACGACUAUUCAUCUAGUUAUCCAGCAGACACACCUGUAGAUGAUUAUCGUAUUGUUGAAGAUGUUACCUCUCAAUUAAUUCUUCCUUCUGGAGCUAGAAUUGGAAAACGAUCAUUAAUGCGAUAUUACAGACAAAAUUUGAAUCCAAAUCAUGAUUGGGAAGCCUUGAAGGAAACAAAACUGAACAAAGUAAUCAAUCAUUACAGACAUAUCGGAUGGACAGGAACUUUCCCUGCUGCUGCUGCUAGGAAAGCCAGAGAUUUGAAAGUUAUGAAACAAGUCCAAACAAAAAUGUACAUGCAAUUAGGAGUUAAAGCCAACAAGUUCCAAAAGCAUUUUCGCCAGCAAGUCAACUUUUAGAUUUGAUUUUGUAUGUUUUAAAAUAUUUAAUAGAAGUUGGUUUUUUAUAAAUGGCAUUAAAAUAUUAUUUUGCAUUGCUAAUUUUAAAAAUAAAUUAACCAU
Molecule: messenger RNA, 1772 nt
Organism: Myzus persicae (green peach aphid)
Lineage: Eukaryota; Metazoa; Arthropoda; Insecta; Hemiptera; Aphididae
Product: zinc finger protein 622
Exons: 5
Coding region: 555-1670 (371 amino acids)
Biological process (GO): ribosomal large subunit biogenesis
Cellular component (GO): preribosome, large subunit precursor
Molecular function (GO): nucleic acid binding; zinc ion binding
Source: RefSeq, a predicted model, not a curated record